This is a messenger RNA of Musa acuminata AAA Group (dessert banana), 551 nucleotides long. RefSeq names its product glycine cleavage system H protein 2, mitochondrial-like. The record is from RefSeq and is a predicted model, not a curated record. The annotation marks the transcript as partial. Gene Ontology annotation, cellular component: mitochondrion; glycine cleavage complex; cytoplasm. The transcript is spliced from 3 exons. Gene Ontology annotation, biological process: protein lipoylation; glycine decarboxylation via glycine cleavage system. Lineage: Eukaryota; Viridiplantae; Streptophyta; Magnoliopsida; Zingiberales; Musaceae.
GUGCGGCAUUCCGCCCGACUCGGGUUAGUGAGACUAAACGAAAGCAGCGCGCCGGAGAAGGCCAAGGCGUCUAGGUUGCGGUGGGCUUCGAGAACCGCCUCCUGCUUGAGGAUCUCGAUCUUUCACAGAGGCUUCUCCACUGUUAUUAAGGAUUUGAAAUAUGCUGACACGCAUGAGUGGGUUAAAGUUGAUAGCUCUUCUGCAAUGAUAGGAAUAACCAGGUAUCCUCAGGAUCACUUGGGUGAUGUUGUAUAUGUUGAAUUGCCAUUAGUUUCUGGAGCUGUGGCUCAGGGAAAGAAUUUUGGUGCAGUUGAAAGUGUGAAGGCAACCAGGAAGGUCAAUUCUCCAGUUUCUGGAGAAGUGGUUGAGGUCAACACUGAGCCAAAUGGUUCUCCUGGAUUGAUGAGUUCUUUAGACAAGUUGUUUUCCACCAGUACUUUAUUUAAGAGAAACAAUGCCUUCACCUAGUUGUCAUGUUAUUUUUGGGAACCAUACACAUAUGAACAAGCCAGAAUGCUUUUUCCCAGUUUAUACAGUCUUUUUGUGUGUCA